AUGGUUUGGGCUGCUCCUGGGCUUUUGGUUGCAUUAUUGCUACUUACUGGGUUGAGCUGUGAAUCCAACCACUAUGAAAAGAAGAGGCAGAAAAGAACCAUUUACGAUGAGCAGCCUCGUUUGUACUCAGAUCAGGGUAAUUUAGUGUUCCAUGCUGGCUCCAGCAAAAAUAUUGAAUUUAUAACUGGACCACUGGGGAAAAUAAAAAUUAAUGAAGAAGACCUUGCAGAACUUUUUAGUCAGGUGAGAGAAAAUAAAGCAGAGAUCGAAGAACUUAAAAAAGCCAACGGUGCCUCUCAGAACGUGUCCCAGCAGGUUGCUGCGCUAGCCUCCAAAGUCGUGAAUCUUGACAACAGACUUCAAAGCUUAGAGCAGGCUAUCCAGAGUAAAGCCUGCACUAGUAACCCCUGUCAGAACUCGGGGACCUGUGUGAAUUUGUUGGAUGGUUUCUUUUGCCUCUGUCCCAGCAACUGGCAGGGCCCGCUUUGUUCAGUGGAUGUUAAUGAAUGCCAGAUUUAUGCUGGAACAGCAUUAGGCUGCCAAAAUGAAGCCACUUGUGUGAACACACCAGGCAGCUACAGCUGCUCCUGUACUCCGGAAACCUAUGGGCCUCACUGUGCCAUGAAAUUUGAUGACUGCCAGGGAGGAUCUGAGACACUCUGUGAGCAUGGUAUCUGUAUAGAUGCAGACAGGGAUGAGCCCAACAAGCCCAAGUACCGCUGUGUGUGCGACGCUGGCUGGAUGUCCCCUCCCGGCAGCCCCGCCUGCAGCACUGACAUAGAUGAAUGCAGCCUCCCCAGCCCCCCCUGCUCACAGAACCCACCGGUGCAGUGCUACAACACAGCAGGCUCCUACUCGUGUGGUCUCUGCCCCGCAGGUUGGCAAGGCAAUGGAUACAGUUGUCAAGACAUUGAUGAAUGUGAAAGUAAUAAUGGAGGCUGCUCAACAGCACCGAUGGUUCAAUGUAUCAACACAAUGGGAUCCUUCCACUGUGGGCUCUGUCCACCAGGUUAUGAGGGAGAUGGACAAACAUGUACCCAGGUUGAUAUCUGCUCAAUAAAUAAUGGAGGGUGCCAUCCUUCGGCUACUUGUACCUCAGCUCCAGGGCUAAUGCCAUUUUGUUCCUGCAUGUCUGGGUACACUGGAAGUGGAUAUGGGCCAAAUGGGUGCUCUCCUCUCAGUGAUGUUUGUCAGCUGCAAAACCCCUGUGCACAUGGGCAGUGCUUGGCAACGACCUCUGGAUAUUUCUGCCUGUGUAACGCAGGCUGGACAGGCCCUAACUGUACAGAGAACAUUGAUGAAUGCGUUAGCAACCCCUGCCAGAAUGGGGGGACCUGCACGGACGGGGUCAACGGCUACUCCUGCGAGUGCACCAGUGCCUGGACAGGACCACAGUGCCAGACUGCCCAGCAAGUUUGUGGAGGAUAUCUCUCAGGCUUGAAGGGGUCUUUCAGUUACCCUAACAGCCCAAACAGCCAGCAGUACAACAGCGGCGUUAGCUGUGCUUGGCUUAUUCAGACUAAUCCAAACAAGAUCCUGCGUAUUACUUUCCCAUUCUUCCAACUGGAGACAAGUAAUGACUGUAACUCCGACUUCCUUCAAAUACAUGACGGGCCUUCAGCGUCAAUGCAUAUGCUGGGAAAAUACUGUGGCUCCUCACCUCCUGCAGAGCUUUUAAGCUCCCACAACUCCCUGUAUUUUUGGUUCUACUCAGACCACACCCUUACAACGGAAAGCUUUACUGUUCAGUGGGAAUCUCGUGAUCCUGAAUGUGGUGGUGAGCUGACAGAUCCUUAUGGCUCAAUAAGCUCUCCGGGAUACCCUGGUAAUUAUCCUGUAAAUAGAGACUGUUUCUGGACCAUCUCAACCAGUCCUGGCCUCCUCAUCACAUUUGCUUUUGGCACACUAAGCCUGGAACACCAUGAAAAUUGCAGUUACGACCAUUUAGAGAUUCGAGAUGGUCUUUUUCCACAAGACCCCAUCCUUCGUAAAUACUGUAGCACUAGAUCUCCACCCCCACUCCAAACCACUGGUCCAUAUGCAUGGAUUCACUUUCACUCUGAUGAGUUAGUUACUGAUAAAGGCUUCCGCAUCCUCUAUACAACAUCUCCUGCAGAUCCCAGUUGUGGAGGAAAUUACACGGAUAACGAAGGAGUUAUCACAUCCCCUUUCUGGCCUAGCCCUUAUAUCAAGAACCAACAAUGUAUCUACAUUAUCAGACAGCCAGAGGAUGAAAAAAUAUACCUCAACUUUACCCACAUGGAACUGGAGAAUCAUACUGAUUGUUCACUGAAUUAUAUUGAGGUUCGAGAUGGUGACAGUGAGAUGUCUUCCCUUAUUAGGAAAUUCUGUCAUAGUACACUCAUGUCCCCAGUCACUUCCACCAGCAACAGCCUCUGGAUCAAGUUCAAGUCUGAUGCUUCUGUGCAAAGGAGUAGCUUCAGGGCUGUUUAUCAAGUUGCCUGUGGAGGCUCCUUGUCUGGAGCAGGCACUAUCCACUCACCUUACUAUUCCAGGAUGUCCUCUCACCCAAAGACCUGUGAGUGGAUCAUCUCCCAGCCAGCUAGCAAAGUGGUGAUUCUUAAUUUUAUUGACUUUGGCAUUCGAAAUACAACCACUUGUGACUCAGACUACAUUGAGGUCAGAGAUGGCAACAAUGAAGACUCCCCUCUUUUGGGCAAAUACUGUGGUACAGCUCUACCAUCGAGAGUGCAGUCUACACAGAACUAUCUCUAUAUCAAAUUCAGAGCUUCCUCUCUUACCAACCUUGGUUUCAGAGCUGAGUACUGGCCAUUAGAUACAGCAUGUGGGAAGACUCUCACUGGACCAGAAGGAACCAUUACAAGUCCUGAUCUUCCAGAUGCCUACCCACAUGGUAUUAACUGUACCUGGAUUAUCAACGUUCAACCCGGCUACCUUAUCCGCCUGACGUUCACUUCAUUUAACUUGGCAUUUGAUUAUAGCUGCAGAAACGAUUAUCUUGAAAUAUAUGACAACAGCACUGUGCAAAAAUUGGGAAGGUACUGUGGAAGAUCAAUUCCACCAUCUCUCACUAGUGGUGGCAACAUGAUGAUGUUGUACUUCGUGAUCGAUCACAAUAUUGCGUCUGAGGGCUUCUCAGCUAAUUAUAUCUCCCUGGAUGCAUCAAAAGUGUGUUCACACAACUACAGUACUGAAACUGGUGUGGUAACAUCUCCAAACUAUCCCAAUAACUACCCCACCCAGACAGAGUGCAUAUACACCAUCACAGUGGGAAUGAACAGACAGAUUGUGCUGCACUUCACCAACUUCACCUUGGAAGGGAACAGACGCUGCACGGAGGAUUAUGUAGAAAUCAGAGAUGGAGGCUAUGAAACUUCUCCUCUUCUUGGAAAAUACUGUGGUGCAGACCUGCCUCCUGUGAUAAUCUCUCAUGGUAACAAGCUGUGGAUAAAGUUUGUAAGUGACAUAUUUGGCACAAGAAAGGGAUUUUCAGCAGAGUGGGACGGUACCUCAGCAGGUUGUGGUGGGACUUUGAUGACAGCUUCCGGUAUCUUCAUGUCUCCCAACUACCCUAUGCCAUAUUACCACAGUUCAGAGUGCUACUGGUUGCUCAGAGGAAACCGAGGAACCCCAUUUGAAAUCCAGUUUGAACAGUUCCAUCUAGAGUAUCACCCAAACUGCAACUUGGAUUACCUUGCGGUAUAUGAUGGCAACAGCAGUAAUGCCAAACUGCUAGGUAAAUUUUGUGGGAACCAGAUACCACAACUCAUCCAUUCCAAUGGAGACAGCGUGUAUGUGAAAUUAAGGACAGACAACAGCUUUCAGGGUGGAGGUUUUUUAGCGAAAUACAAACAGGUUUGCCAAGACGUACUGACAGUUAAUCGUAGCUAUGGCAUAUUGGAAAGCUUAAAUUAUCCAAAUAAUUACCCACUAUAUGAGCACUGCAACUGGACUAUCCAAGCUACAAAGGGGAACACACUCAACUACAGCUUCACAGCCUUUGAUUUAGAAGAUGGAUCUGACUGUGACCGUGACUUCUUGAAG
Molecule: messenger RNA, 4026 nt
Organism: Merops nubicus (carmine bee-eater)
Lineage: Eukaryota; Metazoa; Chordata; Aves; Coraciiformes; Meropidae
Gene: CUBN
Product: cubilin (intrinsic factor-cobalamin receptor)
Exons: 27
Molecular function (GO): calcium ion binding
Source: RefSeq, a predicted model, not a curated record